Molecule: messenger RNA, 210 nt
Organism: Cetraspora pellucida
Lineage: Eukaryota; Fungi; Glomeromycota; Glomeromycetes; Diversisporales; Gigasporaceae
Source: the annotation of a GenBank genome assembly
AUGUUGGGAAAGUGGAAAUGUCAGGAAAGUAGUUUAUGUCAGGGUAGUGAUAAUGUCAAGAAAGUGGAAAUGUCGAAUGUCGUGGAAGUGGGAAGUAGUUUAUGGUUGUCGGAAAUAUAUUUUCGGGAAAGUGGUUCAUGUCGGAAAAGUGGCUGUCGAAAAAAUGUUGUCUGGGAAGCGUCGGGGAAAUCGUUCUCGGGAAAAUGUUAG